AUGACCUUCGCCGAGCUCGUGGACCGCGUGGCCAGCAAAGGGCAUUUCCAGUUCCUGCACACAGUCCUGCUCGGCCUCCCGAUCCUCAGCAUGGCCAACCACAACCUGCUGCAGAUCUUCACAGCGGCCACCCCCGCCCACCACUGUCGCCCACCACCCAACGCCUCUGCAGGGCCCUGGGUGCUCCCCAUGGGCCUGGAUGAGAAGCCUGAGCGGUGCCUCCGUUUUGUAUAUCCACCCAACGCCAGCCUGCCCAAUGACACCCAGGGGGCCACCGAGCCCUGCCUGGAUGGCUGGACCUACGACGUCAGCACCAGGGACUCCAUUGUGACUGAGUGGGACCUGGUAUGCAACUCCAACAAACUGAAGGAGAUGGCCCAGUCUAUCUUCAUGGCGGGCAUACUGAUUGGGGGUCUCGUGCUGGGAGACCUGUCUGACAGGUUUGGCCGCAAGCCCAUCCUGACCUGCAGCUACCUGCUGCUGGCAGCCAGCGGCUCAGGCGCAGCCUUCAGCCCCACGCUCCCCGUCUACACAGUCUUCCGCUUCCUGUGUGGCUGCGGCAUCUCAGGCAUCACCCUGAGCACCACGAUCUUGAGUGUCGAGUGGGUGUCCACCCGGAUGAGGGCCAUCAAGUCGAUUUCACUCGGUUACUUCUACACCAGUGGCCAGUUCAUUCUGCCUGGCCUGGCCUACGCCAUCCCCCAGUGGCGCUGGCUCCAGUUAACCGUGUCCAUUCCCUUCUUCGCCUUCUUCCUGUUGUCCUGGUGGCUGCCAGAGUCCACACGUUGGAUGAUCCUGUCUGGAAGGUCCUCCAAGGCCCUGAAGACAUUCCGGCAGGUGGCGGCCUUCAAUGGCAAGAAGGAGGAAGGAGAAAAACUCAGCCUGGAGGAGAUCAAACUCAACCUGCAGAAGGAGAUCACCUUGGCCAAGGCCAAGCACAGCAUAGCUGACCUGUUCCGGACGCCCAUCCUGCGCCGUGUGACCUUCUGUCUUUCCCUGGCCUGGUUUUCCACCGGUUUCGCCUACUAUAGUUUGGCUAUGGGUGUGGAGGAAUUUGGCGUCAACCUCUAUGUUCUCCAGCUCAUCUUUGGUGGGGUUGACGUCCCAGCCAAGUUCAUCACUAUGGUCUCCAUAAGCUAUCUGGGCCGGCACACCACGGAGGCCGUUGUUCUACUCCUGGCAGGAGGAUGCAUCCUGUCUCUCAUCUUUGUGCCUUCGGACUUGUUGACCCUGAGGACAGUACUGGCUGUGUUUGGGAAGGGAUGCUUGUCCAGCUCCUUCAGCUGCCUCUUCCUCUACACGAGCGAGCUAUACCCCACAGUCAUCCGGCAAACAGGUAUGGGCAUAAAUAACCUGUGGACCCGCGUGGGAAGCAUGACGGCCCCACUGGUGAAAAUCACCGGGGAGCUGAAGCCCUUCAUCCCCAAUGUCAUCUUUGGGACCAUCGCCCUCCUGGGAGGCAGUGCAGCCCUCUUCCUGCCUGAGACGCUAAAUCGGCCCUUGCCAGAGACUGUUGAAGACUUAGAAAACUGGUCCCUGCAGGCAAAGGAGCCAAAGCAGGAGCCAGAAGCGGAAAACGCAUCCCAGAGGAUCCCUCUGCAGCCUUGUGAACUGGGCCUGGGCCCCAACUGA
Mesoplodon densirostris (Blainville's beaked whale) is the source of this 1632-nucleotide messenger RNA. It is a transcript of the gene SLC22A8, whose product is annotated as solute carrier family 22 member 8. The record is from RefSeq and is a predicted model, not a curated record. The transcript is spliced from 10 exons. Gene Ontology annotation, cellular component: membrane. Gene Ontology annotation, biological process: transmembrane transport. Gene Ontology annotation, molecular function: transmembrane transporter activity. Lineage: Eukaryota; Metazoa; Chordata; Mammalia; Artiodactyla; Ziphiidae. The coding region runs from base 1 to 1632 and encodes 543 amino acids.